Messenger RNA from Syngnathus acus (greater pipefish), 788 nucleotides. RefSeq names its product crystallin beta gamma X (gene crybgx). Gene Ontology annotation, biological process: lens development in camera-type eye; visual perception. NCBI's taxonomy places the organism in Eukaryota, Metazoa, Chordata, Actinopteri, Syngnathiformes, Syngnathidae. The record is from RefSeq and is a predicted model, not a curated record. Gene Ontology annotation, molecular function: structural constituent of eye lens. The coding region runs from base 73 to 696 and encodes 207 amino acids. The transcript is spliced from 6 exons.
UGGUAGCCGUCAGCUCAACCCAACCUAACAUGCUCUAUUUAAGGAGCGUUCUUGUGGCCUCACUGAGCUGACAUGAACAUCUUUACCAAAGUCCCAGGAUUAGUUCAACCAACCAGCAAGCUGGGGUCUGUGCUCCAACGUGCCUUCUACGGGUCCAGUGGGAGGGUGACCCUAUAUGAGCAACGUAACUUUGCAGGCAGACAUCUGGACCUGACUUCUGACUGUGCAAGGCUCAGUGACAAGAACUUCCCAGAGAGAUGCAACUCUGUGCAGGUGGAGAGCGGAGCAUGGAUCGGCUAUGAACAUGACAACUUCCGAGGUCGCCAGUACCUGUGGGACAUGUCUGACCGUGGAGAGUACAACUGCUAUGACAAGUGGUGUGCACAGGCGGAUCACAUCUCCUCCGUGCGAGCUGUCAAGCAGGACAACAACCCUGCAAAAGCUCAGCUGUUUGAGCGUGCCGGGUUCUCCGGUAAGAAGAUGGAGAUCCAGGAUGACAUUCCUAACCUGAUGAGCCGCUACAGCCUCAACAGAGUAGCCUCCAUACGUGUGCUCGGAGGAGCGUGGGUUGUGUAUCAGGAGCCAAACUACAGAGGGACUCAUUACAUCCUGGAGAAACGAGACUUCAACAACUUCUCAGAUUGGGGCAGCCAGAGCAACACUGUGGGCUCAAUGAGAAGAGUCCGCUUCAAUUAAUUCAGAUUAUCUACAGACUGUCUCGUUCAUUUCGACCGAACUAUAUUUACCAGAAUCACUUUAAUAAACUGAUUAUAUUUUUCAAAUCACUU